Danio rerio (zebrafish) is the source of this 1698-nucleotide messenger RNA. It is a transcript of the gene slc22a16, whose product is annotated as solute carrier family 22 member 16. Gene Ontology annotation, biological process: transmembrane transport. The record is from RefSeq and is marked provisional. Gene Ontology annotation, molecular function: transmembrane transporter activity. NCBI's taxonomy places the organism in Eukaryota, Metazoa, Chordata, Actinopteri, Cypriniformes, Danionidae. Gene Ontology annotation, cellular component: membrane.
AUGACCACCGGCGUUGAGAGGCUUUUUGACGAACUUGGACACUUUAAAAGGUUUCAGGCAUGCCUCUACUUUGCUGCAAUUUUCCAGGCCAUCUCUUGUGGAAUACAUUACCUGGCCUCAGUUUUCUUAGUCGAAACACCUAAAUUUCUUUGUAAUCCUCCUUUGAAUAUCACAGAUGUUCUCUACAAAAACCUUUCUUUCACAUCCCUGGCAGAUAUCUGGACUCAUUAUAAGACAGGUGAUGGACCUGUGGUUGUACGGACAUCUCAAGGAGACCAGUGGGAACUUAGUCCUUGUUUAAAAGCACUGCGACUUGAUGCCAUUAAUUUUCAAUAUGAAUUUUUUGGGAACAAAUCCGUGGAGUCUUGUGGUGCAUUUGUAUAUGAUCACAGUGAGGUUGAGCAAAGCAUCGUAACAGACUGGGACCUGGUGUGCGAGAGGGAAUGGCUAGCCAAGCUUACACAACCAACUUUCAUGCUGGGAGUUUUGAUUGGAGCAUUGAUGUUUGGGGAUGCAGCAGAUAGAAUUGGCAGACGUCCUGUUCUCAUGGCUACCAGCUUGUGCCAGUUUAUUUUUGGGGUCACGGUAGCAUUUACAGGAAACUACUAUCUCUUUGUGGUGAUGCGAUUCCUUCUCGCCACGGUAUCAAGUGGGUAUCUUGUUGUAGUCUUUGUGUACGUGACAGAGUUUACAGGAAUUAAGGUGCGCACAUGGACCUCUAUGCAUGUGCACGCAGCCUUUGCUGUUGGCAUUAUGGUAGUGGCUCUAGUGGGUUACCUUGUUCGCGUCUGGUGGAUCUACCAGAUCAUCCUCACACUCAGUACCUCCCCGUUCUUACUUUACUGCUGGAAGUUUCCUGAAACGCCUUUCUACCUGAUGGCUAAAGGCCGGUACAAGGAGGCCCAGGAGCUGUUGGACACUAUGGCCUACAUCAAUGGCCUGCCACCCACACUUAAGGUGUCAGAUUUACAAGAUGGAUGUGAUAGAACACCACUGAAGGAUAAUAAACAGGCAAUGGAAGUUGAGAAAAGGCUGAGCAUGCUGGACAUGUUUGGAAGCUUGAAAAUGGCUGGCCGUAGUGCCACCUGCUGGGCUAUCUGGUUUAUCGGAAGCUUGGGAUACUACGUCUUUAGCCUGGGCUCUGUCAACUUGGGAGGAAACCAGUAUAUCAACCUCUUCUUGGCUGGUGCUGUUGAGGUUCCUUCGUACCUGAUUGGCUGCUUUGCAAUGGAUCGGUUUGGUAGGAAGAAGACAUGUGCCCCGGCUCUACUGCUCGGUGGAGUGGCCUGCAUGCUUAUUAUUGUGGUGCCCCAGGAUGUUGAAGUAUUGGCUAUAGUCUUGAGUAUGACAGGAAAAUUCGCCAUUGCCAUUGCAUUUGGUCUGAUUUACUUGUACACCUGUGAGCUUUACCCCACAAUCAUCAGGUCUUUGGCUGUAGGGAGUGGUAGUAUGAUGUGUCGGGUGGGAAGUGUUGUGGCUCCUUUCUGUGUUUACCUUGCUGACAUCUGGAUCUAUCUGCCGCAGCUCAUCGUGGGAAUUCUGGCGUUCAUCAUUGGGAUCUUGACUAUGUUUCUGCCAGAGACUCUGGGAGAGCCCCUUACCUCCACUUUGGAAGAAGCUGAAGCUCUUGGCUCAAAGCCCAACACAAAGAACACUGAAGUGAAUGCACUAGAGAUGAACCAAUCCAUCAAAGCUUAA